This is a messenger RNA of Carassius carassius (crucian carp), 876 nucleotides long. Its product is annotated as CMRF35-like molecule 1. The record is from RefSeq and is a predicted model, not a curated record. The coding region runs from base 83 to 808 and encodes 241 amino acids. The transcript has 6 exons. Lineage: Eukaryota; Metazoa; Chordata; Actinopteri; Cypriniformes; Cyprinidae.
UUUUCACUCAGUACGGAAGAAAAACACUGUAACGCUUGAGCUUUUGUCUUGUAUUUAAGCAAAACGUGCAUAAAAUCUUAGCAUGUGGGACAUUAUCUUGCUCUUUUCCAGCAUCUGUACAGUUGUUGUUGGUGCUCCAGUCACAGGAUACAGAGGAGAGAGAGCUGACAUCAGAUGCCCUUAUGAAUCUGGAUAUGAAUCAAAUCCAAAGUAUUUGUGUAAAGGCGAGUGUAGAGACAGACACGUCAUAGUUAAAUCAGGAUCUCGAGCUAAAGACCAGAGAUUCUCUCUGAGAGACAACAGGACGACCAGAGUUUUCACCGUCACCAUCACUGACCUGAGAUCAGCAGAUGAGGGACGAUACUGGUGUGGAGUGGAGAGGAGUGUAAUUAAAGAUGUCUAUUCAGAGAUUAUGUUGCUGGUUAAACAGGAUGAUAAGACGACUGAGGUUUCAACUAUCAGCCCUUUUUCAACCACACUGUCAUAUUUCAGCACAACAGAACCAUAUCCAGAAUCCAGCAGCAUCACAAUCACUGAAAGAACAGAAACAAUCCCAGAUCAGCACAAAUCAACAGUUUCAGGUUCAUUCAUGAUUAUCAUCACUGCAGAAGCUUUGGUUUUACUCCUGAUCGUUCUUCCUUUGAUUAUAGUGGCUGUGUGGAAGAGAAAUAAGACCCAAGGUCUGCUGUCAUCCUCCAUCGUAGAGUUUAAUCCAGUCUUAUAUGAACAAAUCAAGGACGCUGGACGUGACUGUAAUCCAGAGGACAGAGACACAGAAACAACUGUAGUUUACACCUGUGCUUCCUAAACUUGUGAUAUACGUGUCCCUACAGACCCAAGUACUCCAUUAACACCACUCAUGAGUUCAUUUCAACU